Molecule: messenger RNA, 1298 nt
Organism: Patiria miniata (bat star)
Lineage: Eukaryota; Metazoa; Echinodermata; Asteroidea; Valvatida; Asterinidae
Product: D(2) dopamine receptor-like
Exons: 1
Coding region: 15-1298 (427 amino acids)
Biological process (GO): neuropeptide signaling pathway
Cellular component (GO): membrane
Molecular function (GO): G protein-coupled peptide receptor activity
Source: RefSeq, a predicted model, not a curated record
AUCGACCGUUAACAAUGGCAAGCACUGAUGUCACCGUUUUGCCCCCUUCGUCUGGAAUCGAUGAAAUCAGAACAGACGGGGCCAUCUGGAGAGGAAUCGUCAACUUCUUCAUUACCCUCUUCGGUCUCUUCGGCAACUCCUUGAUCCUGCGGGUUUACUGGCGCAAAGCGCGCAAAAGGAGCACUGAGGUUCUCAUCAUGGGACUGGCGGGCGUAGACCUGACGGUGUGCCUGCUGCGUAUCCGUAAUGUGGUCGAGUUCACGUAUACGAUCGCCGGGGUCGAAGUUCCGUUUGUUGUCCGGAUUCUGGUGGCUCCCUGCAGAAUCGCGCUCGGUACGUCGGUCGUAAUGACGGGCGUCAUCGCCUUAGACCGUUACGAUAGCGUGUGUCGGUUCAGCAAGCGGUUCCUCAACAAACGGCGAGCCAAAAUAGCCAUAUUGGUGUCGAUUGUGAUCGCCGUCGUGCUGGAGUCACCUAGCAUUCUGAGCGGCGUCAUCUUGUCUCCCAACCUGAAGAAAUUCGCCUAUGUUUGUUACAUUACCGGCUAUUUGACGAUUCUGCUCAUGACAACCGUUUGCUAUGGUAAUGUGUACGCGGCCAUAAAGAGACAACGUAAAGUCCACAUUGGAUUAGAGAGAACGAGCAGUGAACCUCCAGCCAUUCCUACCAUCAGCCACAACAUUCCCACACUUCUGAGAAGGGCUAAAGUAAGCCGGAUGCGAGUAGAACCUCUUGAUAGUGGAUCGGAAUGUGGUCCAUCAACGUCGGCAUCAACAUCAAUGAUGCGCAGAUCGGAACCUCAACACCCAACUUCAUCAACCUCACGUACGUCAACAUCCGAAUACCUAAGGCCUUAUGAACAAUGCAACUCAUCCAAAGCGCGGAGUCGACAACCAACUGAAGAGUCGACUCAAAAUGGAAGGCCUUUCCUAAAGCCUUCACCGGUAAGUGAUGCCCGAGGGCAAAGCUGGGCCGUACAGACAAGCGUCCUAAAACGCAUCCGAUGGAGGGAGCCUCCGUCUGGUAACCAGCCUUCCAUGAGGGAAUUGAUGCAGCGAAGGGUGACCCGCAUGCUGUUCAUUACCAGCGUGGUGUUCUUGUUGACCUGGCUGCCCUUUUGGAUCUAUGUCGCUACGGAUCUGUUUGUGCUGAACGGUGGGACAGUUGACCAAGGUGUCCUCGCCAAGAUGUUUAGUUCCGCAAUCUUGUCGGCAGUCAACAGCACCGUGAACCCGCUUAUCUACGGACUCGCUAAUAGGCAAUUUCGUAAGGAUUGCGCAGUCCUUUUUCGAAAAUAA